Hydra vulgaris (swiftwater hydra) is the source of this 1523-nucleotide messenger RNA. Its product is annotated as beta-1,3-galactosyltransferase 5. NCBI's taxonomy places the organism in Eukaryota, Metazoa, Cnidaria, Hydrozoa, Anthoathecata, Hydridae. Gene Ontology annotation, molecular function: hexosyltransferase activity. The record is from RefSeq and is a predicted model, not a curated record. Gene Ontology annotation, cellular component: Golgi membrane.
GUUUGAUUUACUUGAGGAUUUUUUGUUAUAGAAUAUAAAAUCAAAAGUAGUCUGUCAUUAGCAUCUUUAACAAUGUCUUACCCACGCAAGUUUGUAUAUCUGACUUUAUGCUUUGUGAUGGUUGCAGGGGUAUGUUAUUUAUCCUUUUUAGUCUUUUUGGAACAUAAUCGAACAAGUUCAAAAUAUUAUCCUACACUUAUUAACGAAGAUAUUUCUUAUGAUUCUCACCAAAAAGUUGAUUUUAAUAACCGAAUAAUGUCGGCUGAUGUGCACGAGAUCAAUAAAGUUAUGCAAAUUGAAGUUACUGAACUCAACAAAGUAGGUGUACAAAUUGGUUUGAAACAAAAUCGACUUUUAAAAAACAAUAAUUUAACUGACAUCGAUAAUAUUCGCAAGGUGUACAACUUCAAAAAUGUGGAUAAUAUAUUACUUUCAAAGUUAUCUAAGUUUCAAAAGAAAAUUGAAUAUUUAACCGACCCUUUGCCUAAUUCCGCUUCAUGUUCUGACCCAGUAUUUUUACUCAUAGCUGUUGUAUCGCAACCAUCAAAUUAUGAAAGACGCGAGCAAAUUAGAAACUCGUGGGCAAAUACUUAUUCAGAAGACUUUGAUAAACUUAAAGUAAAAAAACUGUUUCCCAACAAUAAAGUAUAUGCAUUAAGCAAUGUUCUUAAGGUUGUUUUUAUUGUAGGCGUACCAAAAGAUCACUCUACCUCUGAAAUUUACAAAGAAGCAAUUUUGAAGAAAGAUAUAGUUUUUGGAUCCAUGGAGGAAGAUUACAAAAUUCUUGUCAUGAAAACAAGACUUGCACUAAAAUGGUCCUAUUAUAACUGUCAAAGUUCUUUUUUCUUGAAAACUGAUGAUGAUGUUUUUGUUAAUCCAGUUAUUCUAAUUGAAUGGCUUAAAGACAUUCCUCAAAACAACUUAUAUACGGGCUGGUGCAACUUUAACUCCCCAGUUGUUCGCGAUAAGAAUAAUAAAUGGUAUGUUUCUGUGGAAGAAUAUGCUAAUCCUACUUAUCCUCCAUACUGUCUUGGAGGUGGGUACUUAAUGUCAGAAGAUGUUUUAAAGUCCAUUAUCAAUUUUUCAUAUGGUCGAAGCUUGUUUCCAAUGGAGGAUUUGUAUGUUGGGCUUAUGGCAUACGAACUUAAAGUGCCUGUGCGAGACGAAAAAUCUCAUUUUGAUUUGAACUAUGCCGGUCGUCAAAACGACUGUGAUUUAAAUAAUCUAUUUUUGGCGCAUCCAGUUCUCGGUAGCAAUCAAUUAGCACUUAUUCAAAGAUGGCGUAAGGCACAAAGUACUUGUGAAUAGAUCCCUUUAACUGUUGCUUAAAUAAAUAGUUGUAAAUAGUAAUUGAUAUUUUAAUAUAUUCAUAUAUACAUAAUUAUUUACAUUAUAGGUUUUGUAAGCUUUUUUAUAUAGUAUAUUUAUAUAUAACAUAUAUUAUCACAUAAGUAGUUAUUUAUAUUAUGUUUUUGAUUUUUUUUGGGUUUGGCUGUUUAGAAAUAUUAGGCUAUACUUUUAAA